Messenger RNA from Amphimedon queenslandica, 1707 nucleotides. Its product is annotated as polyamine oxidase-like. The record is from RefSeq and is a predicted model, not a curated record. Gene Ontology annotation, molecular function: oxidoreductase activity. Gene Ontology annotation, biological process: polyamine catabolic process. Lineage: Eukaryota; Metazoa; Porifera; Demospongiae; Haplosclerida; Niphatidae. The transcript has a single exon. The coding region runs from base 15 to 1325 and encodes 436 amino acids.
AUUUUAAAUAAAUUAUGAUAACAUAUCUAUACAGUGUAGACCACUCCUGCCUGCUGACUUUGCUUUUAAGUGUCUCUUCCAACAGAGCUAUCAUGAUGUUUUUCUCUUGGAAAAGAUGCUUUUUAUUUGCUUUUCUCUUCACCAGUGAUGAGGUCCAAUCAUCCUCAGACCAUCAGCCAAACUGUGAGAGAGAUAUUCAAUUUGAUGUCCUUAUCCUUGGUGCUGGCACAGCAGGCAUGACUGCAGCUAGACUCCUCAGUAUUAAUGGAAUAGACAACUUCAAGAUAAUAGAAGGAAGCAGUGGAAUAGGUGGGAGAAUGAAGAAGGGGAAGUUUGGGGGACGUGUUAUUGAAUAUGGAGCAAACUGGAUACACAAUGGACCCAAGGACCCUCACAGUGUAAGGAAUACUGAUAAUCCUCUGUGGAUCAUAGCCAGGGAUGAGGUAACUCAGCAUCAGUUGUGUGGAAGGAAGCAUAAGCUAAGGGUAGUCAAGACAGAUAAGAGUAUCUACAUGGAUAGAGAUACAGUCCUCAGUUCUUAUACUGUAGUUCCUACCCCAGUGGUAUCACGACUAUCAAGAGGUUACUCUAAAGCAUUAGAUGCUGCAAUAGCUUCAGCUAAAUUGACUCCAACCCUAACAGAACCAGUAUCAGUUGAAGAAGGAUUGAGAAACUUUAGAUGGAGGCCUAAUGAGCCUCCUCGUAAGCAAUUAAAGCAAUCUUUAGAAUGGAGCAAGUUUGAUUUUGGGCACACAAUUCGUACUGGCCAGUCAUCACUGGAGCUGAUGGCAUUAGAACCAGAAGCUGGUUAUGAUUACCUGGCAACUGAUGGAGAUGGGUAUGUGUCUCUUCUGGACUGCAUUGGACAUGGUUUGAAGGAUGACAAUAAAAUUUUAUUAAAUUCUACAGUUAAGAGAAUUAAGUUUAAUAAUGAUUGUGUUUGUGCUGAAGGAGCUGAUUCUAAUGAUGCUGAUCAUGUUUGGUGUGGUAAGUAUGGCAUAAUAACAUUCUCAAUUGGAGUCCUUCAAAACUGGUUAAGGAGCAAACGGCUUGUCAUUACUUCGAAACCUAAAAUGGAUGCGAUUAACCACUCAAGAAUGGGAAUAUACUUGAAAAUAUUUGUCCUUUUCAAGGAGAACUUGACCUCAUUACCAAAAGGUAAUUAUGACUAUCUUUAUCGAACUAUCAAUCAUCAUGGGGACUAUCAAGUUAUUCAACAGAUUCAAAGAAAUUUAAUUUUACUGACAAUAGUUGGAGAAGCUGCAGCUGAGGCUCUUCAAAAAGAGAAGGAAGAAAUAAAGGAAGACAGAGAGAGCAUUGACUGAGUGGUUUGGAGCUGGGAAUGUUCCGGAAAUUGAAGACAUUGACUAUAAAGAUUGGUUGCAUGACCCACUCUUCUUUGGAACAUACACUACUUACCCACUGUCUCUUAGCGCCAGUGAUAAACAAGAGCUUUUGAAACCAGAAGGACCUCUUUAUCUUAGUGGAGAAGCCACGAGCUUCUUGCUUGCAGGGACCGUUCAUGGAGCCUAUUGCAGUGGCCUUGAGACAGCUGCUGGUAUUAUUAAUAAAAUCAAUGGAAACUCAGCUAAUGUAGUGUAUUCACCACUGCCCUCUGGGUAUUGUAAAUUAAAUUAAUAUUGUUUAUGCAGCAAUAUGCGUGGGUGGCUUUGAGGUCAGGUGGGUGGAGCUCAGUAGCUGGCAAAA